Varanus komodoensis (Komodo dragon) is the source of this 4207-nucleotide messenger RNA. It is a transcript of the gene MISP3, whose product is annotated as MISP family member 3. The record is from RefSeq and is a predicted model, not a curated record. The transcript is spliced from 3 exons. Bases 1 to 2544 code for a protein of 847 amino acids. Lineage: Eukaryota; Metazoa; Chordata; Lepidosauria; Squamata; Varanidae.
AUGGCAAAGAACAUUCCUGCGCUAGAUGAUUCCUUGGUUCCUCCACCCAAUGAUGCCAAAGGCAAUAUGGAGGAAGCCUCAUCCAGCUCAGAACAGACGGACAGCCACUUUGAGGAUGACUCCCCCCCUGCAGCCAUGCCUCCAGAAGGAAAUGAAAUGGUGGAUGUCUCCAACCAACCAAAGCAAGAGCAGGACAAGGGCAGUUCUGCUCUUCAGAACAAGAUGCCAGAUCCUUCCUUGGAGUCACUGAACGUUAAUGAUACCUCAAGCCUGUUGGCCCAAGGAGAGGAGGCCAGCCAUCUUGAGUGCCAUGCUGAGAUACCUGAUGCCUUUUUGGAGCUACCAAGUCAUACUGGAACCUUAGCCCAGCUCAGCCAAGGGGAGGAGGACAGUUGUGAGAAGGACCCAGUUGUGCCUGCAGAGGCCCUGGAACCGUUGGAACUUGGGCAAGAGGCAAAAGGAAAUCCUCUUGCUGAUGAUGGGGGUCCCUCAGACAUUUCUUCAGAGCAACAGAAAUCUGGCAGCAACUCAAGUCAACUGGACAUAAGGGAGGAGAGUGGCACUGAGGGCAGCCAUGGCCAACCUCCAGGAUCCCCAGGACAAGCAGAACUUGCUGGUAGCCCCAAACCAGUAGCCUGCAAUGGAGAGAACAGCCCAACCAGUCAUGCUGCUGUGGCUUUGCAGGACUCCCCCGGUGAGUCACUUCUUGGGACAGAUUCUCCAAAGCAGCCACAGGAGGAUGAUCAUUUAGUCUUCCCUAGCCACCCUCCCAGUUCUGUGGCCUCGAAUGAGCUAUUCCUUGCUGCCAAGAUUAAUGAAGACAUCAAGCCUGGCUGCCAAGAAACUGCAGGGAGCAGUGAGGAGGAAAGAACUUCCAGUGAGCAGGGACACCUGUCUCUAGCUUCAAAGGAAAAGCAGGGUAACCUGAACAGGGAGAUCCCACGGGAGGGCUCAGCGGACAAGUUCCAGGCGAAGGAGGAGCAGUUCACCCAAGACACUCCCUGUGCCCCUGCUGCAUCUUCCCUGGCACUGGCAGAUGUCGACCAGCAGAGGGCAGCAAUCACAGCUCCCCAGGUGCCGGCAGCCCUGCCAACUCCGUCUCCUGUGGCAACUAGUCACACUGACGGACCUGCCCACCAGGGCCUGGCUGCUGCGUGUGACGAGCAAGGCAGGGAAGGGCUGGCUAUUCGUGAAUCAAGCACAGCCGACAGAGACAAGAGUAAGCUCCAGGGUGAGGCUGGCACCCAGGCUGAGCUGGAAUCUGAGAGGGAAGGGCUCGAAGCAACCAGGGACGCGAAGGCUGAGGAAACCGCCAGGCACCUGGAGGGUGCCAAGCAUCUCACUGCUGCCAAAGACCCGGAGAAAGAAUUGCCUGGCCGAGAAAGGCCGACUGGUGCAAGGGACUCGGCUGGUGCCAUGGUUCUGGCAGGUGCUGAAGAUCCACUUGGUGCCAUGGCCAGAGCAGAUCCUCGGGAUUUAGCCAGUAGUGCGUAUCCAGAGGCUGCUUCAGAGCAUGCUGGCUCCCAUCCGAAUCCCGGCGAGGGGCUGCUGCUCGACCUUAAGGAACCUGCCAGCACUGAAGAUCUGGCAAGUGCCGCAGAACCAGCUUCUGCCAUGCCUGUUGCUCGAGAGCCCUCCUUGGCCAGCAGCUCAGGCUGGCCCUCAAACCAGGUGGCAAAUGUCCCCAGUCAUCCAGAGACCCCAAUAGAGAGAGAGAUCCGUCUACAUCUGGAACGGGAAGAGCUCCUGCGGCAGGAAAGGGGCCUGACCCGCUCCCGGGGCACCCAGGAGUAUGUGGAGGUGCGCAUCAAACCCAUCCUGAACCAAAGCAUGGUGUCUUCCACACUGCCCAAGGAGAAGGAGCGUCAGCGGGCUGGUGCCCAGAUGCAGCGGGAGAUCCAGCGAGAGUGCAGGCGCGAAGAGGACCUGGUGCAGCUGGGGAAGGUCAGGGGCGCCUACGACCGCGGCAUGCCCCAAGAACUGCAGCAGAAGAAGCUGCUCUUUGAACAGCACUCCAGCCCGGAGUGCCCGGCCUCCAGGAGGAUGGUGUGCGGCAGCAACAGCGCCGAUGAAGAGACGAGAGGGCCAUCAUUUGCCGAGGCGAACCUUGCGGCCAACGUGGUCAUCCUGAACUCUGGACCUCUGCCACGACCCCGGCAUCCCCCACCCGAGAGGACCUCUUCAGCCAGCCCCUUCUUCUCCUUGCGUGCCAAAAGUCCUCAGUCCCUGCUGGAGCAGGAGGUCCAGGAGGCCCAAGAACGGGAACAGGAGCUGCAAAGGCAGAGGUACAACCUGUAUGGCUCGGCAUUGCCCUGUUACCCAGCAGGGGACUCGGAUCAGGAGGAGGAGAUGCCUACCCAACCCGAGAGACCUUCCUGCAAGAAGCUGGACAUCACUUGGCCCCCUCCAAGCCCUUCUGAGACUUCCCAGGUGAAUGGCCUCCAUCAGCUGGAGAGAAGCCCUCGAAUGUUUCGUCGCCAGCGGAGUGCCUUAAUUCAGCGCUGGGAGUCAGGGGCUGUUGGCAACCAGGAGAAUCAGGAUUAGAGGUGGCUGCAGCAGAAGAGGCAGUGAGCUGCACCUCCAGGGAUAAGACACAGAGACACCCUGAUGCUGAACAUGCCACAUGAACACACCACUGGAGCCAAUUGUGUAUUCUUUCCACUCAGCCUUUUGAUUGGCAGUUGUUUCCAAAAGCUAUCUGUACAGCCUCUUGGGUCAAAGACAGAAAGAAAGCUCUGCCAUGCCCCAUAUUUUUACUUGGGACAAAGGGGGGAGACCAAGGGGCAGGCUCCAGAGCAUGGCUUACGAUUCUUAUUAGUUUCCCCUUUCACAUCUGGAUGGACCGAUGCUUCAUCUCAAGUGCUUUCCACACCCAGGUUUUUGGUUGGGUUUUCUUAGCCUAGACCUGUAUGGGCAUAUAUAUACUUUAAGCAAACUGCUGUCCUAUUUUUGGGGCCAUGCACUUUCUCCUUGUUGGUGAUUCAUAAGUGGCCACCCUAGGCAAGCUGCAGAGGUGGUUUAGGUGCAUGUGUAUACGUGGAAACCGUGCCAGCAAGACCUCUCCCUGUUGCAGCCUGGUAGAUAAUUGAUUGCAAAGGGCUAAUCGUCUUAUGUCAGAGCACCAGUUCCUAUAGGACCAUUUUGUCCUCAGGGGUGCCCAUAUCUGACAUGUCACGUGUUGGUUUUGUCCCUGGGUAUUCAUACUCAUAUAAUAAAAUUAAAAAGUCUCAUAGGAACCAGCCCACAAACAGGUUAUUAUGCUAUACCAUUUCACCAGGCUUGAAUCAUGGCAAAUAUUUACAACCCCAGAGCUGCCCUUUGGAGUAUGCUUUGCCACUGACUUUUUCAUUCAGAAGAUAAGACUGCCUCAGUCAAAGGAGAUGCCUCACUUUUUCAUGCCAGCAGAUUUUUUAAGUCUUCCAAGUAGGAGUGACUCCAAAUUACUGCCUUUUGUUAUGUGCUACAGGAAGAAUGGAAAGAACAAGGCAUCUGUGGAGUACUUGUCCCCUCAGUUUCUCCCACCAAUAAAAUAAAGAACAAUAGACAUUCCCCAGAGCUAGUAGAAAGCUGAGUAAAACCCAUUUCAGCAGAACUCUGUUGGUUUGCUUAUUUGUUUUAAAGUCAGAAGGACAGUGCAAGGAGAAGCUCAGACAGGCUUUGGAUAACACACCAAAGCUCAAGCAGCUGUUUGUAAAUAAAAAUUCAACCAUAUAUUACUUUCAAAAGAUCGUUAUAUAAUGAUUGUGAAGAAUGUAUUCUUGGCUACAGAAUUCCACUUUCUAUGAAUAUGAGUUUUCCUUCUUUAUGAAAAAGAAAAAUCAGGGAAAAAAUAGAGCCCUUAUGGUUACAAAGAUAGACUCAACAUUGUAUGGGCAAGAUCUGCUGAAAGCUCAGAAGCAGGAAUAAUUGUUUAAUAGAAUUUCCAAGGAUCACAUGGAGGGACUAGUAACUGUAUGGCCUUUCCUAUAAUUCCCAGGACAAUAAAUUGUGCAGAACAGCAACAAAUGUUUAAAAUUUCAGAAUAAGUGUGCCAAGUAUGAAAAAAAUACUCACAAUUGCUUGAAUUACAUAAUUAAAUUCAACUUUUAUUUUCAUUGAAUGUGAAUUACUUUCAUAUACAUCUGUCCUAUUUUAUAGCCCCCUAUUUGAAAACCUUUCAGAAGAUGAUCCUCUAUUGAAAGCAUUCUUUGUAUCAAAUAGUCCAAAU